Molecule: messenger RNA, 2568 nt
Organism: Acanthopagrus latus (yellowfin seabream)
Lineage: Eukaryota; Metazoa; Chordata; Actinopteri; Spariformes; Sparidae
Product: adenylate kinase 7-like
Exons: 18
Coding region: 170-2260 (696 amino acids)
Biological process (GO): nucleobase-containing compound metabolic process
Cellular component (GO): cytoplasm
Molecular function (GO): ATP binding; AMP kinase activity
Source: RefSeq, a predicted model, not a curated record
UGGCAACCGGAGUGAGCCCAUAGCAACGGUCCACAACGCAACUCAGAUAUUACCACAAAUAUAGACAACUAGUAAAGAAGAGCUUUAACACUUAUUUAAGUGAUAGAGUAAAUUAUUAAAACAAAAAGCACAAACUAUUUGCAAACGCAGAUACUUGCCCUUUUUCAAAAUGGGGGACAAAACUCGUCCCAAACGUAUUUUUAUCAACGACGUCGACAGGUAUUCCUCCGAACACAUCGCCAAGUUUUUAGCGACCUGCGCUGCCGGAGAGAGCUCGGAGGAGGGAGAGGAACAGACGUUGGCCUCCCCUGAAGGUGAACCUGCUUUUCAGAUAGUGGGAACUGUGUCUGCUUCCUCCAGAGGUGACAAAGACAGCUUUCUGCUUGAACAGUACACGUCACCAACUGAGGCUGAGCUUCUUGAGAGACUGCUGGAAUGUGAUGUCAUUGUGUACAACAUCUCAGAAAAUGGCUCACAGCAGCAGCUUGAAGAAGCAACAUGGGCAAUCACAGCCCUUCAUGCUGAGAUGGAGAACUUCAAGUCUCGGAAAAUGUUCAUCUUAGUCUCCACCGUGAUGACCUGGGCCAGGACCAAGCCACAGAAUCCUGAUACAAUGGACAUUCUUCUAACAGAGGAGGAGUUCAGAAGAAGAAGGCCUCAUCCCAACUUCAAAAAGCACAAUAAUCUGGAGAAACUUGUGCUCAAAUUGGGAAGGGGUAAGGGGUCCAGACUUAGUGGCUAUGUAGUAGCCAGCGGUCUUCAAUAUGGAAAAGGAGAGAACCUCUUUCACUACUUUUUCAAGGUGUCUUGGUUGAUGCAAUUUCCAAAAGUUCCUAUUUUUGGAGAGGGCACAAAUUACAUCCCAAUGAUCCACGUUUAUGACCUUGGAGGAGUUCUCCAAAAUGUCAUUGAACUCAAGCCAAAGGCAAAGUACAUUCUUGCUGUUGAUGACUCCAAGAACACUUUAGAGGAUAUUGUGCAGAUGAUAAGCGAUUCACUUGGGCCGGGAAAACUGAACAAAGUACCAGCACAGGAAGCAAUCGCCAUGAAAGCUUUUAAGCCAGAGGAAUUGGAUUACCUCAGUAUCAACCUCCGUCUAGAUGCUUUUAUUAUCAAAGACUCCUUCAGUCUCCGCUGGAUGUCUAUAGCUGGGAUGGUUGAAAACAUGGAGAGCAUCGUGGAGGAAUACAGGGACACCAGGCAGCUAUUUCCAUUCAGAAUCUGCCUGGUUGGACCUCCAGCUGUGGGUAAAUCAACAGUUGCAGAGAAGUUGUGCAGUCAUUACCAAAUACGCCACAUCAGGAUCAAAGAGGUCAUAGAGGAAAAGAUCACACAACUGAAGGAGAUGAUGGAUGAAGCUGAGUCUGAUUAUGUCAGUGAAGAGGUAGCAGCUGCUGCCAAGAAACAACUGGAAGACCUCAACAAAAGCAUGGAAAUGAAUGCAGGUCGACUGGAUGAUGAUCUACUUGUUGACAUUAUGCAAGAAAAGCUGAAUUCAAAGCCAUGCAUGAACCAAGGAUUUGUCCUCGAUGGAUUCCCGAAGACUUAUGAGCAAGCAAAGCUGAUUUUCUAUGAUGAGGACACAGGGAGCCAGAAGGUGAUGUUCAAGCCUGUGUACAACCAGAAGAUCACACCAGAACAUGUUUUCGCCCUGGAUGCGACAGAUGAGUUCCUGACAAAGAGAGCACAGGGACUUCCACAGAGCGUGGCAGAGAAAAUGCGAUACACCCAGGAGGAAUUUAUCGCUCGUCUGACGAGCUACAGACAACUCAGCACUGCGGAGGAAACUCUGCUGGACUACUUCGAUGAGCUCGAGAUUCACCCAGAACAUAUCGAGGUCACGACAGGUGAUGCAGAGUACACAGACAUUAUAAAGAAGAUCACUGAGAUAGUGGGGACUCCCAAGAAUUAUGGCCUGAGUCCAGAGGAGCAGGAGGAGGAGGACAGAAAGAAAGAGGAAGAGAGGAAGCAGAGACUGGCUGCAGAAGCUGCUGAGAAGAAACGGAGGAAUGAAACUGCACUGGCUGAGAUGGUUUCUCAGUACGAAGAGUGGCAGAAGAAUUUGUCAGAGCUGCAGAGACAGGAGUAUGAGCUGCUGGAAGCUCGCUCGCUUCCUUUGAGGAACUACCUGAUGAAGUAUGUGAUGCCCUCGCUCACUGAGGCCUUGUUAGACUGCAGCAAGAUCAAACCAGAGGACCCCGUCGACUUUUUGGCUGAACAUCUGCUACGGAACAACCAGCAAGGAGAACAACCACAGUAAUGAGGAAAUGUCCCAGUGCACGAUACUAAGUUACAGCAUUUGAGGCUGUGAUCAUUCCACACUGGUUAACACGAUCACAAAAGAAUUUGAUUUCUGGUGCUGUCAUUCAAGCAGUUUAUCAGUCAAAACAUCAACAAAAUAUCAAACAAUUUUCUGCAUUCUGUCACCUUCAGUCACUCUUAAAAAAGUGUUUAUGUAAUUGUAACAAAAGGCUUUUGUAAUGCAUAGUAAAUUGCUUGAUAAGUGUAAUAGUGUAAAGUGAGCAUUCAUAAUAAAUUAAUUCAUUAAUAAAUGCUCACAAGUUUCGA